AUGAAAAAUUUGAUAGAAUCUUGCUCAUCUCAUCUUAUUGUCCGGGAUACGUUGAUGAGUGGUGUCGCUGAGGUAGAAGAUAAUCCACAACUUGAGGAUGCCUUGAAUACCGUGGUUUCUUCUUCUGCGGAAGAAUUUGACACUUCGUCGGAAGCUGAAACCUCCGAUGAGGAUGAUAUUCCGUACUACGAGCAGGCCGUUGUCGACAUCAGAAAAGGCGAUCGUUACCAGUGCAUGAUCUGUACGGUCGAGAUGGAUUAUACGUGCAAUAUGUAUGCAUGCCCACACUGUUACCGUGUGUUUGAUUAUGAAUGUAUAAGAGAAUGGGCUUUAAAGUCUACUCAUAAAAGUCCAGACAACGUGUGGAAAUGUCCCAACUGCUACCAUCCUAGCAAGCAGGUACCAGCAAAAAACAAGUACACUUGCUGGUGUGGUAAAAAUAUGCAUCCAGAACCUAACCCUUUGGAACCUAACUCCUGUGGACAGACAUGUGAUGCACCCACCUGUGUUCACGGUUGUUCCAAGACAUGUCAUUUGGGCCCUCAUCCUCAGUGUAUGCGUAUCAUCAAAAUUAAGUGUCUCUGUGGAAGACAUAGUAGAGAAGUGCUCUGUUUUGAGAGCAAAAAGGAGCAAAAGUUCUUCCAGUGUGGAGAGCCUUGCGGACUCACUCUUCCCUGCUGUGUCCAUAAAUGUAAAAGGAAAUGCCAUAAGGGACCCUGUGGAAAGUGUCCAGAAGUACUUAAUGGCAGUAUCAAGUGUUACUGCGGUGAGCAAAGAAAGGAUAAGAUUUUGUGUAAGGAUGUUGUCAUUCAAGGCCGCUCUGUGAAUAAGAAAGGCGAAAAGUGGAUUGGGGCUUUCGCAUGCAGCAAAAUAAGAUCUGUAACGUAUUCAUGUGGAAACCAUGCCUUUACCGAGGACUGCAAAGCUCCACCUUCUUUGCCAAAAAGGGUUCAGUGUCCGUUUGCGCCUAAAAUGUUGAAGACCUGUCCCUGUGGUAAGAGUCCUCUCAAGGCAUUGGACAAAGUUCGCACCAGAUGCACUGAUCCUAUACCUACGUGUGAUUCCAUAUGUGGUAAACGACUGCAGUGUGGCAAACAUGAAUGUCCUUUUACUUGUCACACUGGGCCUUGUAUGGAUCCUUGCUUGGUCUCUGACAAAGUUCAAUGCUCUUGUCAUGCGAGAUCAUUCAUGGUACCAUGUCAAUUCGAGACAGAGCCUCAUUGUAAUACAAAGUGUGAAUCACUUAUGUCAUGCCGUCGCCAUCGAUGUGUUGAGAGGUGUUGUUCGGGAAGAAGUUUAGCGCAGAGAAGAGAGAAGACCAUAUUUUUGGCUCGAGAUAGGCUUGACGAGUCUUUAGUAGAAGCUGAGCAUAUCUGUUUAAAACAGUGUAACUUAAAGCUGGCAUGUGGGAGGCAUUAUUGUCAGAACAAAUGCCAUCCUGGUAGCUGUCCACCAUGUCUCGAGAGUGAUUCCAAUGAUCUGGUUUGUCCAUGUGGCAGAACGGUAGUCCCUGCACCAGUACGUUGUGGUACUAAAUUGCCUUCUUGUCCAUAUCCCUGUGUUAAAACUCUACAGGGACCUUUAGAUUGUGGGCACCCCCCAAUGCCACACAAAUGUCACUCCUCUGAAGUGCAAUGUCCCUCUUGCACAGCUCCUGUUUUCAAGACUUGCAAUUGUGGCAAGAAUGAGAAGGUAAGAACUGUUUGUUUCCAGAAAAAUGUGUCUUGCGGUAAAAUCUGUAAACUCCCGCUCAAAUUCUGUCAUCAUGGAUGCCAAAGGGCCUGUCAUGAAGUUGGAAAAUGUCAAACGACUUGCAAUCAGAAGUGUGCGCUCCAAAGAUCUAAUUGUAGUCAUACGUGUCAAUGGAAAUGUCAUGGUUCUAAUCAUUGUCCUGACACGCCAUGCAAGAUACGAGUUUUAUUGAAAUGUGAGUGUGGCCGCUUGGAGUCAUAUGCCCAAUGUGGCGCCACUAAUGAAAAAUCUUCGAUAGAAUUGAGUCAGUUACCUUGCAAUGAGGAAUGUGAAGUUCUGAAAAGGCAUAGAACUCUCAUGGAAGCUUUUGGUAUUCGAGACGAGUCUUCAAAGUUACGUCAGAUAAAUGAAAUUCAAAACUUGGCUGAAAAGGUGGCCACUUUUGAAGAGUUAUUAUUGCCAUUCACCGAAGCUACCUUGUCUAUCUAUGCAAGACAGACGACCUGGUGUUCUCAAAUCGCAUCAUUCUUGGAUAGGUUGAUGGAUGAGAACAAUCGUCAAAGUUUACACUUUAAGCCUAUGAGAGCCCCUCAGCGUAACUUCAUCCAUGAAAUUGCGAAGGCGUAUAACCUUUACAGCGAAUCUCAAGAUAUGGAACCGAAGAGGUCAGUUUUUGUUAAGAAGAAUGUCGAUUCGCGAAGACCAUUGAUAUCCUUAGAAGAAGCUUUACCUUUGUAUCAAUCCUUCAAGCAAUUUCAAAAAGAAAAAAAGGCGCAGGACUUAGAGAAGUCGAAAACUCAUCGUAUUUUAAAUGUCACUGUUGAGGAGAGUCAAAUGAAGCCUGCGAAGGCAACUUACAACGGUUUAAUAAUUCGAGGAAUCUUAGACGGAGUCACAGAAGAUGACAUCAAAGAUUGUUUUGGACAAUAUCUUAAGUAUACACUACUUUCUAACCCAGUUUAUUCCACGCUUUCUUCAAGCGAGCUAAUCAUUUAUCCUCAUGACUACCAUAGCGUCACGGUGAAUGUUGAAAAUGACUUAAGGCAACUCGUUGGUCAUUUUGAUCACAUUGUUCGUGACAAGUUUAUAGGAGAAAGUGUGGCAGUCUGUCAAGUUGAAAAAUAUCUCGAGGGCAUGAAUUCAGAUGGAAAAGAAGAGUACUCUCAUAAACGAGAUGUAAGUUCAUUGCAGUUAUCUGAGGUCAAAGCAGAUACUAAAGGUACAUUGAAAGAUGCUGAUGCUGAUGCCUCUUAG
Messenger RNA from Lachancea fermentati, 2946 nucleotides. NCBI's taxonomy places the organism in Eukaryota, Fungi, Ascomycota, Saccharomycetes, Saccharomycetales, Saccharomycetaceae. The record is from the annotation of a GenBank genome assembly.